AGCCACAGGGGGCGCCAUUCAGCUUCAUUUCGAGGGAAUGGAGCGCCGCUUUCUUUCUGCGCUUGCGCGGCAAGGACGCCUCACUAUCUGCCCUGCGCGUGCACUAUUUGACCACUUCCGGUACCAGGCAGACGGCCACCAUGAAGUUCAACCCCUUCGUGACCUCGGACCGUAGCAAAAACCGCAAACGCCACUUCAAUGCCCCCUCCCACGUGCGUCGGAAGAUCAUGUCUUCCCCCCUCUCCAAAGAACUGCGGCAGAAGUACAACGUCCGCUCCAUGCCCAUCCGCAAGGACGACGAGGUCCAGGUGGUCCGAGGACACUACAAAGGUCAGCAAAUCGGCAAGGUAGUACAGGUGUACAGAAAGAAAUACGUCAUCUACAUCGAGCGGGUGCAGCGUGAGAAGGCUAACGGCACAACUGUCCACGUGGGCAUUCACCCAAGCAAGGUGGUUAUCACCAGGCUAAAACUGGACAAAGAUCGGAAAAAAAUUCUUGAACGCAAAGCCAAAUCUCGACAAGUUGGAAAAGAGAAAGGCAAAUAUAAAGAAGAACUUAUUGAGAAAAUGCAGGAGUAAAUAUAUCCUGUGUGCAUCCACAGGUUUAGUUUGGUGUGUAUGCCUUUGAAACUUUUCAAGAUGUCUCUGGAGUAUUUUGUUUCCAUCCUGUUUUGUUAUUGAUAUGUGGCUCUGUAAAUCUAUUGUUACUGUUUUGAUUAAUUUUAUGAAUAAAAAUUGGAGAUGUUUCUUAAUUCCCAGUGGACUUUGCAUUGUUUUAUAGAUAAAAUUCAUCUUCUUAUCA
Molossus molossus (Pallas's mastiff bat) is the source of this 801-nucleotide messenger RNA. RefSeq names its product ribosomal protein L26 like 1 (gene RPL26L1). Gene Ontology annotation, biological process: ribosomal large subunit biogenesis; cytoplasmic translation. The record is from RefSeq and is a predicted model, not a curated record. Gene Ontology annotation, molecular function: structural constituent of ribosome; RNA binding. Gene Ontology annotation, cellular component: ribosome; cytosolic large ribosomal subunit. Bases 141 to 578 code for a protein of 145 amino acids. NCBI's taxonomy places the organism in Eukaryota, Metazoa, Chordata, Mammalia, Chiroptera, Molossidae. The transcript has 4 exons.